Molecule: messenger RNA, 691 nt
Organism: Paramecium sonneborni
Lineage: Eukaryota; Ciliophora; Oligohymenophorea; Peniculida; Parameciidae
Source: the annotation of a GenBank genome assembly
AUGGAGCCUGAUCUUUCUAUAUUCUAAGACCCUCAAUAAAAUACUAAGCAAAAAUUCUUAGAUGUUUAAUUAAUUUUAGGAUUUUAACUCAUUCAUUAUUUCUAUUUUUGUUUCAGAGCUUUCAAGAAAUAAUCUUCAUUUUUUAAUCAAAUAGGUAUUGCUAAUUUUAUAUUUUUUAGGACCAACAAUGAUAUUAAAGACUUGUCUUAUUUUGUCAUUUUAUAUAGUAUUUAAGAAAAUUAAGUAUUCAUCUGAUGAAUUUAUUAUGGGUCAUUUGAUAAUUGGAAUAAUUUUUCAAAUAGGUGCUUUGCUUUAUGAAAAACAAUUUGCUUAGAUUGUUUAUCAAUUUACUAUCAUGGUCUAAUACUCAUAUUUUGUGUAAUAAAUGACAGAUGACUCAAUAAAAUUUCUUUUUUCGGCAACAUAAUAUUCAUAAAGUUUGGCUUUUAUUUAUCAUUUAUAUUAAAUGAUUAAAAAUAAAAAUGGGACAACUUUAAGUCCAUUACAAUUAAAAAUGCAUAUUUUGGAAUCUAUGUUUUAAAUCACGAUAAGUUUAACAGGAAAACAUGAUUUUAUUUCAAGUGGGGCAGGGAUUGUAUAUUUAUUAUCUUCUAUAUUCUGCUUAAGAGUAUAGAAAGAAUUGUUCAAAUUUUAAGAGAAGAAAAUAAGUGGAAAGUAGAAGACUUAAUGA